GCCCAGCCUUCUUCUUCCCUCCUCCUCUUCUCCCUCUCUUCUUGGCCCCAGGAUCUCACACCCACUUUGCCAAGCAGGACCACACCCGCCUCCCCUCCCAGCCUCGGGCAGCCUCUCUCCACGGGACGGUGUCUCUCGGAGCUGAGCAUCUCUGUCGGUGUGUCCUGCAGGCUCUUGCCUUGAAAAUAUUUCAACAAUGCCGGUAACCCGCUCAAAGUCGUCGUUCAAUACUAGCGCCCUGACUUCUCAACUGGGUAUCAUCCGCCUGUUGGAAGCUAUUUUCACAUGCGUUACCUUCAGCUUGGUGGUCCACCGCAGUGCCUGGUAUGGCCGUAAUGGCGACUGGUGCAUGUUCUCAUGGUGCAUUUGCUUCGCCAUCACCAUCGUCAUCUUGGUGGUGGAAGUUGUUGGCCUUCAGCACCGCAUGCCAGUCUCCUGGAAAAACUUCCCCAUCACGUUUGCCAUGUAUGCCACCUUGGUGUGCCUCUCUGCUUCCAUCAUCUACCCAGUAACCUUCAUCCAGAACCAAAGCCUUCCCCGUGAAGAGCGAGGAUACCGCAUUGCUGCCACAGUGUUCUCUUGCCUCGCCUUCUUGGCUUACUCUACUGAGGUUACCUUAACGAAAGCCAAACCAGGAGAAGUCACUGGCUACAUGGCCACUGUCCCCGGCCUACUCAAGGUGGUGGAGACCUUCAUUGCUUGUAUUAUCUUUGUCUUCAUCAGUGAUCCAGUUUCCUACGAUCGCCCGGAGGCUCUUCAGUGGUGCAUGGCUGUCUACUGCAUUUGUUUCAUCCUCUCGUUGGUGGUCAUCAUUCUCUGUGUUGGCGAAUGCACCGGCUGGCUGCCCUGUCCGUUCAACAAGUUCCUGAGUGGCUACACUCUUCUGGCUGUGCUCAUGUAUGCGACAGCCACCAUCAUCUGGCCCAUCUACAAGUUUGACCGGAAGCAUGGGGGAACCCCCUCCCGGCCAUAUGGCUAUAGAACAUUCGGCCCCUGGGACAAGUUUGUUGCCAUCGCUGUCCUGACGGCUGUCAAUCUGCUGGUUUAUCUUGUUGACUUGGUGUAUUCUGCACGGCUGAUCUUCAUCCAAGAAUAGAUGGCUGGUGGCAUCAAGAGUCAGGGCAGCGAAGGUCAAGGGGGAGGAAAGAAGAAAACUUGUGGAGGAGAAUAGCGAAGGAUGGGGAAGGAAGUUGUAUCCUGUUUGCUGCUUUCUCCAUCUCUUUCUCUUCCUUGCUAUGAUCCUUCAUGCUCUUUGUUCUGCCAUUCCCCCUUCUCUGUUUGUACAUUCCUUUCCCCCUCAACAUCCCUUUUUCAUACCCCAUCUCAUGCUUUUAGCUUGUUGUGCACUUAGUAUUCUCUCCUCCAUCAUACAGCAGAGGUUUGCAUGAGGGCUCUUUCCUUGUACGUAUGUGUUGCCCUCUACUGUUUUUGGAUUCACCUGUGCCUUCUUGUGGCGUAAGUAUCAGAGAGCUUCAUAAUUUGGGAUAUGUUGCAGGUAGGGGAACAGAAACACAUGGUUCAAAUUGACCAUGCUCCUGGGACUGCUAUUCUUGAAUGAAGGGGAGCCUCACAAUAUUUCACUUCCUACGACUGUGCACCUUUGGACAUUUCCCAAAUUCUAUUUACACAUACGUUGCUAAGUUCAUAGACGUUAUUUCCCUUCCAUUGUAUAUAUGUUGCUUCAGUAUUCCCAUUUUUCUAUCACUUUUUGCCCUUUGUGAUAAUUCUGUGCUGAGGCCACUGGGUUCUUGAGUGUUUGUUAGUCACUUGGAGAACAUGGCUAGAACGCUUAUUCAUAAGUGUGUAACUAGCACCCAUUACCACAAAUCAUCAUCUUUCCAAUGGAUCCUAAAUUGUGCUCAGAGGUCAUAAGAGAGAGCCAGAUCCCUAUUCUUCUAAGAAAAGUUUAGAGACCUCCCCUUUAAUGAAGAGUUUUGCCUGGAAGCCGAACCUUAAAAGCAAUGAGAAGAUCUUCUCACUUUGCAGAAGGACAGUGUUUAUUUGAUGGUAUUAUUGAAUGUAUUGUUAGCCCUUAAUGAAUUGUAGAGCUCUACCUUUCAUGCAAAUACAAUGAGGUCAUUUUCUCCUGGGAAAAUACCAUUGGAAUUAACAGAACAUAAAAAGUCAUGCCUGCUUAAAUAGAGAUCAAAAUCAACUCAUUCACAUUUCAACAAUCAACUAGCUGAAAAAGGAAGCGGCAUAAUUCCCAAAGUGGGUAACAUGGCCAUUGUAGUCUUGAAGGGCGAGUUCGCUCUUCUGUAGUUUCCAUUUAAGGGUAGCUUCCAAUUAGAUUUAGAUAAUAAACAGGGCUUAGUUGAAAGAAAGAAAAACACCCUGAAAUUAUUAUUGGAUUUAGCCAAUAAAGCAAUCAUUGCCAUGUUGGGAAAAAAAGCAUGGAAGCAGCACCUUCUGCAGUUAUUGACCAAAGGAAUAAAACAUUUUGGCAUAUGUAAAAUGCCUGAUGGCCGUGCCUCAUACCAAAAAACAGUAUUGUUUAUGGACAGCCAAUCUUGCCUUUUGUUUUUUAUACUUCAAAAAAAAAAAAAAAAUAAAGGUGCCUGCCAUGAAUGUCUUUGAGACACCAGCUUUAAUUUUGUCUUGGUGGAGGAAAAUAGCACAAUUGAAAUGCUUGUGUUCAGUGAAGUGUUACAUGUGUAAGUUUGGCCUUAUUUGGGUGCUGGUUCAGGAAUUGAGGCUAGUCUUGGCACUCUCCAGAUGUUUUUGGUUACAGUUCCCAUGAGCCCACAUGGCUGUGAUCUUAUGGGAGUUGUAGUCCAGCAGUUAUGGAGGACACCUGGCUAGGAAAGGCUAAUGUAGACAGUGUUUGUUCUUUGCAUUGUGGCCAUAACAACAAUGACGCUUUCUUCUUAUCAGUUCAGCACUAGGCUUUUAGUGUUAUGUUAUUUUAAGAAAUGAAUGUAUCAUGCUGCUUCUCUGCCUUUGCCCUUUUUAUAUACUUCUGCGUGUUUUGUAGCUUAGGUAGAAAUAUAUGCCUUGCUCUGCACUUAUUGUUAACUCCAUUUUGCUUUAAUUGAGGUGCUGUUGUUUGUGACUUUCUUUUUUAAAAAAUAUAUGCAAAGAUAUAAAUAUGCGUGUACAAAAAUAAAGAAGCAAUGUUACAAUAAA
Messenger RNA from Anolis carolinensis (green anole), 3126 nucleotides. It is a transcript of the gene myadm, whose product is annotated as myeloid associated differentiation marker. Bases 197 to 1096 code for a protein of 299 amino acids. The record is from RefSeq and is a predicted model, not a curated record. The transcript has 2 exons. NCBI's taxonomy places the organism in Eukaryota, Metazoa, Chordata, Lepidosauria, Squamata, Anolidae. Gene Ontology annotation, cellular component: membrane.